AUGUACCUUGAUGGAGACUUCCGCACGAACAGAUCAGUGACGGCUUGGGCCUCUAGCAACUGUUAUUGCCGGCCGAUUCGGGAUACAAAAACUGUUAUUGCAGCGUAUGUGGUCGCUGCAUUUGCCUGUGCAGGUGGUGCCUUCGCGCCUAAUAUUUCUACUUUGAUCAUCUCGUGCGGAGUUAUCGCAGGAGCUUGUGGCGGUAUUACAUUUGUAGCUGGUGUGGCUAUAAUCGGAGAGUACUUCGAGAUAUGGCAAGGAAUGGCAUUCGCAAUUGCAUCCACUGGAAUUGGAAUAGCUCCAUUGAUGCUUGCCCCUCUCCAGCAAUACCUAAUCGAUGUGUACACGUGGAGAGGAGCUCUGUUCAUCAGUGCCGGAGUGCUACUGAACGGCUGCGUAGUCGGAGCCAUCAUGAGGGACCCACCAACUGAUCAUAAAACCUUGUCUGCUAAGGAACUAUUACAAGCCUCGUGUAACAAAUAUCAGUUGAAUGACAUUAUUUAUAUAAUUUUCUGCAUUUUUAAUUUCAUGCACAUGUUUGGAGUAAGUGCAUCGCUGGUAUUACUCUACGAUCACUUAGAAUCUCAGAGUUACACCCCAGAGCGAGCUUCGUGGUCGUUCACAAUGUGGGGAAUUUUGAACAUCUGUGGAAAGUUGUUCACUGGCGUUCUCAUUCACACGAAGCAAGUGUCCCAGUGCAGUGUUCACGUGUUAUACACCGCACAAGCUAUGUUAGGAGCAUUUUUUAUUCUCCUGGCUUUACCUGGUCAAGUCUACCUUUACUAUGACGUAAUUUUGAGUUUUUACGGAUUUGUCGUUGGAAUGACUGCAGCGGCAUGGCCCACAGUCUGUGUUGACUUGUUUGGUCAGAAGAAGCUCAUGGCUACAAUGGGAUGGCUUCUACUAUGCCAAGGCGCUGGAUGUACCAUAGGAGCUCCUAUUGGAGGUCGCCUAAACGACGCUUUCCAAACAACGUCGGCAGCAUAUUACAUGGCCGGAUGUGUGAGUGUCAUCAGCAGCCUGUUCGUACUCGUGCUGCUACCUAUCGGGAGACAUAACCUAGAGAAAGAAAGACGCAGACGAUACGUCACCGUGACGUCAGAAUCAAGUCAGUUCCAGGAAGAAAUAAUAGUAUAGUGAGGCUGAGACUUGCGUCGUACUGGAGUCAAAAGAUGGCUACCAACGGGUAUCUCUAGACGCUGCCACUCCAUCGUAGACUGUCAAUCUUAUAUACACUGCAGUCUGUA
This is a messenger RNA of Priapulus caudatus, 1247 nucleotides long. RefSeq names its product monocarboxylate transporter 1-like. The coding region runs from base 1 to 1137 and encodes 378 amino acids. The transcript has 5 exons. The record is from RefSeq and is a predicted model, not a curated record. Gene Ontology annotation, molecular function: monocarboxylic acid transmembrane transporter activity. NCBI's taxonomy places the organism in Eukaryota, Metazoa, Priapulida, Priapulimorpha, Priapulimorphida, Priapulidae. Gene Ontology annotation, biological process: monocarboxylic acid transport; transmembrane transport.